AUGACGCAGUGCUUCAAGUGCAAGCAGGCCAUUGGCACAGUUGUCAGUCGCGAUGGGCCGACGAAGUUGUACUGCCCGGACUGCUUCCUCGCCUACUGCGCCGGUGCGGUGCGCGAGAACGCCUUUCAGCAGUGCCGCGUGCCGAGUGACACACCGCUCGCGGUGGCCGUCUCAGGCGGCCCCAACUCCAUGAUGCUGCUGCGCGAGCUCGGUCAGCUGCGGUACAAGACACGAGACCAAAUCCGCCGACAGCAUCUGACACCGCAGCGGCAGGCGCCCGCUCAGGGUGGGAAGUCGCGCAGCACACCCACGUCUUCACCGCCCGCCAGGAGCACACCGUUGGCGUCCAGUCUGAUACUGCUGCCGUUCCACUUGUGUGAAGACGAACUCGUACUUCCGCUGCCGCCGCCGCUAUCCUCAUCGACUUCUUCACCAUCAUCGCUGCACGCGAUCAGCGGCCGACAUGAGGCAGUCAAUCGGGUGCGGUCGGCAAUGGAGGAGCAGUUCGCCACGCUGCGCAAGUACGUGCAGCAGCAGCCACCGCGGUGGGUGUACCACGGCGAAGUCCCGUGCGGGCACAAGAGGACGAAGAAGCAGCAGAACAACCCCACUGCGGCAGAGAGGACGGGUGCUGCCCAUGCGGGUGGAGCCAACAUCGCCACACCAGAGCUGUCUCACCGUGGUGGUGGUUCGACUUCAGCACCGUCGCCGCAGCCACGGCCGCAGCGUCAAGCGGGCGAAAGUGGCGAGACGGCCGCGGCAACCGCGCGCUUGUUCGACGACUCGGAAAUCCGCCUGUUUCGCUACAGCGAUCUUCUUUCAGGCACCUAUCUAAGCGAGCUGCGCUACGCCCUGCACGUCAGCCGGCUGUCGCUGAGCGACCGCGAAGCUCUCUAUGCGCGUGUGCGGCAGCAGACGCUCUGCCGUGCGGCGCAACGUGUGUGUCAGGAGCACCGCCAGCGCAACGCAGCAGCAGCAGCAGCAACAGCUGUUGUCGUUGGCGGAGUGGCACACGAGGAAGGGAUUCGCGAGGACGCGGCGCAGUGUUCCGAAGAACAAGCGCCCUUCGAUGAGCACGUGUCGUUAGAAGGCACGAAUUCGAAAACAAGGUCGCACUUGCUUCUCGGCAGCAACGCUGUGCGGUGCGCCACGGCGGCACUCGAGGCGCUUGUCACGGGCGCCGGUGGCGAAGGCGUCGUACACGGCGCCGGGUUCCGCGGUUUUACGCACGAGGUUGUUUGCCUUCGGCCGCUGCGCGCGAUGCUGCCCAAAGAAACGAUCAUGUACACGCGUCUCUGCGGCAUUGCCGGCAGCUACACGCCUGCGCUGUGUACGGGCACCGCCACUCGCUCUGUCCACCGCACGCUGGAGCAGUUUGUGUUGACCAUGAUGACAUCGUACCGCACCAUGAUCUUCAACGUGCUCAACACCGUGCAGCGGCUGGAGGUGCACCCCGCUGCAAUGCAGGAGCUCCUUCGUGGGAUCGAUGAUGCCUCUGCCUGUCACACGCACGUUCAUGGCGAAGGCUUAGCAGAGGCGGGAAGUACGCAGUCGGCCGGAAAGACUACCAGGAAGGCGCUACCAGCUCGAACGGCGCAGCUGAACCGCACUGAUAUGUGCCUGGCAGCGCCGCUGCACGUGCGUCGCGACUUGGGUGGUGUGAAUGUGAACGAAGCGGACAUCGAUAGCGUCAUCGCGAUGUGCUGCGUGUGCGGCUGCCCUGCCUCCAUCACCUCAUGCUACCGUGGCCAGAACGCAAACACGGCGGUGCGGCAGUUGGAGAUGUUGGCGCUGAACACCACAAGCGCCAUGACGCCGCGCACGAGCGGGGCAUCACCGUCAACCGUUGCCGACGCUGCCUCCGCAUCCGAAGCCUCGCCGACGACGACCGGCUGCUUUCUCUGCUACGCCUGCCAAGGCCUCGCGGACGCUUGGCCUCCAUCAGUCUUUGGGAGAGACAGCACAACAGAGAACGACGAACAACCAGGUAAUGACAGCACCACCGCAGCUGGGGCGGCGGCGCGCCACGGUGCCAUCGCAUCCACGGCUGCCCUUUUUCGGCUGUGUGCACUUUUUUACUGA
This is a messenger RNA of Leishmania major strain Friedlin, 2082 nucleotides long. RefSeq lists its product as hypothetical. The transcript has a single exon. Gene Ontology annotation, molecular function: sulfurtransferase activity; tRNA binding. The coding region runs from base 1 to 2082 and encodes 693 amino acids. Gene Ontology annotation, biological process: tRNA wobble position uridine thiolation. The record is from RefSeq and is a predicted model, not a curated record. NCBI's taxonomy places the organism in Eukaryota, Euglenozoa, Kinetoplastea, Trypanosomatida, Trypanosomatidae. Gene Ontology annotation, cellular component: cytosol.